UCGAAUAAAGUGAUUAUGGUGUUUAUAGUGAUAAGUUCUGACAGACAGAAAACUUGUAAAAUGUAUCUUUUAUCAUCAUAAAAGAACUACUUCCUUUUAAAUACGAACUUCCAGUUGUGCCAAAUCAGCAAUAAAUAGUUGAACUUUGCAACAACUCUACCACAAACGUGCAACUAGGAUCACAAAAUUUUAUGACCUAAAUCAAUAUAGUUAAUGCCAAGUUCGCCAAAGGUUUGCUUGGCUCUAAAAAGUUUCGAACCAAUCAUACGCCUGAUUGGUUAAUAAUUCAAACGAUCAACGCUACUUUGUAAGAAAUAAUGAAACGGCAAAAUAUUCGAACCCUUUCCCUGGUGGUUUGCACCUUCACCUAUCUACUGAUCGGAGCCGCCGUAUUUGAUGCCCUUGAGUCGGAAACAGAAGCUCGGCGCUGGGAAUUUCUGAAGAGCGUUAAAGCCAACUUCGUCGCAAAGUACAACAUCACAGCUGAGGACUACCACAUGAUCGAAAUAGUGAUAACAGAAAAUAAACCCCACAAGGCAGGACCCCAGUGGAAGUUCGCCGGUGCGUUUUACUUUGCUACCGUCGUACUAGCCAUGAUCGGGUAUGGUCACUCGACACCGGUUACGAUCGGUGGCAAAGCGUUUUGCAUGGCUUACGCCAUGGUAGGUAUCCCGUUGGGUUUAGUCAUGUUCCAGAGCAUCGGCGAACGUUUGAACAAGUUUGCCUCGGUAGUUAUACGGCGGGCGAAAAGAUAUCUCCGCUGUCAACAGACAGAGGCUACCGAGAUGAAUCUGAUGCUGGCCACCGGAUUGCUGUCCUCGGUUAUCAUCACGACUGGAGCGGCCGUCUUUUCCAAGUACGAGGGGUGGUCUUACUUCGAUAGCUUUUACUAUUGCUUCGUUACGUUGACGACGAUUGGAUUCGGAGAUUAUGUAGCGCUACAGAAUGAUCAAGCGCUAAUCAACAAGCCUGGCUAUGUGGCGCUCAGUUUAGUGUUUAUCCUGUUUGGACUGGCUGUCGUGGCUGCCAGCAUUAAUCUGCUGGUGCUACGAUUUAUGACAAUGAACGCAGAAGACAUCCGUCGGGAAGAGGCCGAGAUGCAGUCGUCCGUUGACGGGCUGAACUACGAGUGUGAAUCCACUGGAAAAUUAUUAUCAUGCGCUAAUCUGAACUACUGUUCCGAAAUUGAGGAGGAAGACACUUCGGUUUGUUCGUGCACAUGCUUGGGAGGGAACAGUUUUACGAAUCACGAAAAUGAAUUUCUUUUGGAUCAAGGCUAUCAUCCAGCAGAUAUCAUUACCAGUACGAUAAGUUUGAAGCGUAUGUCUAUAUAGGCGCAAAUCAAUAGCAGGUAGCGCACAACACGAAAAAUUGAAUAGAGUGCUUCAAAUUUCUGUGAAAUUCUAUAACUUUCUAUUGUCAUUGAUGUUAUUUAUAAUAGCUAGUACUGAAAGUAGGAAGAUAUUUGCGACUCAUACCAGUGAUAACGGUGAAUAUUGUAAUAUAAACUGAAAGUGUAAAACUAGUGCAAGUUUUAAUGUUCGUAUCGAACACACAUGAAAUCUUUAAUUUAAAAUUCGAUGUAUAGAUAUGAACUGUACUGUAUUAAGCAAUUGUUUACUUUUAUGAGUUUAUUUACUACAAAACUAAACUGCGUAAAAAUAUUUUAUUUAUCUACUUAGCAAUAAAAAUAACUCACCAAUAGUUUUUGCUAGUCAGUACCAUAUAACUCUGUAGUAUUAUUUUAAUAUAUACUUUGAACUGAUCCUUAAUACCCAUUCAAUUAA
This is a messenger RNA of Topomyia yanbarensis, 1787 nucleotides long. RefSeq names its product potassium channel subfamily K member 9 (gene Task7). Bases 318 to 1334 code for a protein of 338 amino acids. The transcript has 3 exons. Gene Ontology annotation, molecular function: potassium ion leak channel activity. Lineage: Eukaryota; Metazoa; Arthropoda; Insecta; Diptera; Culicidae. Gene Ontology annotation, biological process: stabilization of membrane potential; potassium ion transmembrane transport. The record is from RefSeq and is a predicted model, not a curated record. Gene Ontology annotation, cellular component: membrane.